AUGGCUUCGAGGCGGUUGCUGAUCGUCGCCGUCCUUGCCGUCUUUGCGGCUUCGCCGGCGCUCGCCGCCGACCUCGUGGUCGGGGACGGCAAGGGCUGGGACCUCAAAGUCGACUACGACAAGUGGGUCGACAGCAACGAUUUCAUCGUCGGCGACACGCUGGUGUUCAAGUACACCAAGGGCAGCCACUCGGUGGUGGAGGCGACGGCGGCGGGCUUCGCGGCGUGCAGCGAGGCCAACAGCCUCGGCGCGUGGGCCUCCGGCGACGACAGGGUCGCCCUCAACACGUCGGGGCGGUGGUGGUUCUUCAGCGGGGUGGGCAAGGACUGCGUCCAGGGCAUGAAGUUCAACCUCACCGUCAUCCCGGCCGUCGAGCUCUCGCCCCCCUCCUUGUCGCCGCCGCCGCUGCGCGCAGACGGGGGUGUCGCGGCUGUGCUCGCCGCGGCGGCGGUGGUAGCGGCCGCACUCCUGCUCUAG
Messenger RNA from Setaria italica (foxtail millet), 477 nucleotides. RefSeq names its product stellacyanin. NCBI's taxonomy places the organism in Eukaryota, Viridiplantae, Streptophyta, Magnoliopsida, Poales, Poaceae. Gene Ontology annotation, molecular function: electron transfer activity. The transcript is spliced from 2 exons. The coding region runs from base 1 to 477 and encodes 158 amino acids. Gene Ontology annotation, cellular component: plasma membrane. The record is from RefSeq and is a predicted model, not a curated record.